Molecule: messenger RNA, 953 nt
Organism: Cercospora beticola
Lineage: Eukaryota; Fungi; Ascomycota; Dothideomycetes; Mycosphaerellales; Mycosphaerellaceae
Gene: HTB1
Product: histone H2B family protein
Cellular component (GO): nucleosome
Molecular function (GO): DNA binding; structural constituent of chromatin; protein heterodimerization activity
Source: RefSeq, a predicted model, not a curated record
UUCAUCAACACCAGCAUCACCAAACGUACGCAUCCAUCAACGCAACUCGACUCAUCUCAUCCACCACUCCAACUCACACUCCAAACCCGAUUUCCAAAUUCGAAAUGGCACCAAAGGCAGCAACCAAGACCCCAACCACCGCCGGCAAGGCACCAGCUGGCAAGGCUCCUGCUGAGAAGAAGGAGGCUGGCAAGAAGACCGCCGCCCCAUCUGGUGACAAGAAGAAGCGCACCAAGACCAGAAAGGAGACCUACUCUUCUUACAUCUACAAGGUCCUCAAGCAGGUCCACCCAGACACUGGUAUCUCCAACCGUGCCAUGUCGAUCCUCAACUCCUUCGUGAACGACAUCUUCGAGCGCGUCGCAACUGAGGCUUCCAAGCUCGCUGCCUACAACAAGAAGUCAACGAUCUCAUCACGCGAAAUCCAGACUUCCGUGCGACUCAUCCUUCCUGGUGAGCUGGCCAAGCACGCCGUGUCUGAGGGCACCAAGGCCGUCACCAAGUACUCUUCCAGCACCAAGUAAACGCGACACAUGACAUCAAUAUGGCUUUGAUGUAAUGUUGGCGUUUGACUUCCUUCCUGCUUUGCGACACGAUGACAGAAGUAUGGGGCUGCUCUGGUUUUGAGGCGGCUUUCCCUUCUUCUGACUCACAACUACUGGGGUACAAUGAGAUGGCGUUCAGAUAAUGCGAUCAUGGGCUGGGUUUUGGUUUGGUUUUUCUUUAUUUUACGAUUGCUCACAAUACCACAACGCGCCCGGUUGCCGCAGUCGGCACGCGCGCGCCAGCAGAGCUUUCGAAAUGCAUGAACGGGUGGUAGCGGUGGUGGGUGCUGUACAGUAGUAACUGCGGCAGAGAGAAGGGCGAGAGAGAGUAGCAGGUCGCAUCAGGCUGAUACCCAAGGCUUGAUAUGAAUGCAUGAUUUCAAAAACUUCACACUGCUUCCAACACUC